Molecule: messenger RNA, 1929 nt
Organism: Rhopalosiphum padi (bird cherry-oat aphid)
Lineage: Eukaryota; Metazoa; Arthropoda; Insecta; Hemiptera; Aphididae
Product: CCR4-NOT transcription complex subunit 2-like
Exons: 7
Coding region: 390-1655 (421 amino acids)
Biological process (GO): regulation of DNA-templated transcription; regulation of stem cell population maintenance; nuclear-transcribed mRNA poly(A) tail shortening
Cellular component (GO): P-body; CCR4-NOT core complex
Source: RefSeq, a predicted model, not a curated record
UUACAUACGACCGGAGAGUAUGCGAUAGCGCGACGUUGCCGGACCCGACCGUCUGAUCAGUUGUUUGUGGAAGGGGCUGGUCUGACAAAAAAGCGACGGCGAUGCCACCGCUGCGGCGUAUCGCGAGAUCGUGGCAACGGUGGCUCACCCACCUGCUGUGUCAUCCAGCCCGAUUGCCCGAACCCGACUCGCUUACCUCUCCCACCACCUCACCGACGACCCCUUCGCCUGUUGCUGCGUCACACCGAGACCCGCGCCCGAACACUUUUUCGUCGAACACUCGACUGUGCGCAGGUAUAACGUUGUCGGGACCAGCUUGUACGAGUACGACCACCAUCACCGCCGUCGCAUCAUAAUACAUACAGACACACACACACACAUACUAGAACAUGCAUCCAUCACAUUUAAAUAAUUCCUGGAGAAAUGUCAAUAAUUUAGGUAAACAUGCAGUGGAUAUGAAUAAUAUACAAAAUCAUAAUAUGAUGCCAAAUCCUGUGACACAACUGCCUCAAAGAAAUUUGUCAUUAACGAUGAAUGACAUAUUGAAUAACUACAUUGGUAGUCAAAAUUCAGAGAAUAGUUUCUUCACGUCUGGCCAUAAUUUGCCCCCACAAUCCAAUUUUCUGCCAGAAUUGAACUGUAAUAAUAGAAUACAUUCCAAUUUGAAUAAAUCUUACUUUCCUUUCAUCGACAAUGUAUCCGACAAUAGACCAAGGAAUAAUAUUAGUGGCCAAAAUUCUAACACUGUGUCCGACAAUAGACCAAGGAAUAAUAUUAGUGGCCAAAAUUCUAACACCGUGUCCAGUGUGCCUGCAGGCAGUUCUUAUGCCAAACCAAUGAAAACAUUUAAAUCAAAUGAAAAUGGCUUUAAAAUGAGAAAAAAGGAUUUCCCAGCAUUACCUGGGUCUCAAUUGCAAAAUAUCGGUAGUACUCAGUCUUCUAUGGGAGAUUUAAAUGAACAGAGUACAACAAAUAUUGAUUCUGGGGUGUUGAAUGAUGAUAAUAUGGAGCAAUACAUUCAUUUUAAAACAAGAAAGUUUAGCAGAAGUCAAUUAAAUACAGACUUCCAUAUGAAUGGCACUGCUGUACCACCUACACCAGGAAUUAAAAUUGACGAUGAUAAGGUUACCAACAUACCUAGCAGUAUGCUAAGUGAUCAAUUUGGAGUUAUUGGUUUUCUGGUUUCUUUAAAAGCUAGAGAGGAUAAUCCUGGUUUGGUGACAUUAGUUUAUGGAGAAGAUUUGACAACACUUGGUAUGAACAUGAAUUCCCCUGAAAACAUUUACCCGACAUUUGCUGGUCCAUUCCAAAAUUCUCCAUUAGGACCACAUAAUGGUGAUUUUGAUUUACCACCAGAAUACAGGAUUCAUGACAAAAUCAUGAAUAAUUUGGCUCCAAUCAAGUUGUCUAAGUAUCAGGAAGAUUUAUUGUUCUAUCUUUUUUAUACUUUUUAUGGAGAUGAAAAACAGAUGUGUGCUGCUAAUGAAUUGCGUAAACGAGGUUGGCGUUACCAUACAGGAUCUAAAGUAUGGAUCAUUCCUGCGCCUGGAACUAGCACAUUAAUAACAGAUAGUAACAUUAGAUAUGGCACAUUCUAUGUAUUUGAUCCGCAGUUGUGGUGCAAAGUGUUACGAGAAUUAAUACUUGAUGAAUGAUCAUUGAUCAUACCAUGUUGGAUGGAUAUAUUGCAUUAUGCUAUUUGCAUACUGUCUGGUAUAUAAACAAGAUAAGUUUGGUUUUAAUCGACAAAAUUAUUCGAUGUGUAAAUGUCAAUUAAUAUUUAUUUAUUUUUACUACCGUGACCUUGCACAAAAUCCGUCCAAAAUUUUAUAAUUAUUGUUAUUUCAUUAUCUUUUUUUUUUUUUUUUAAAUUUAUGUACUCUUAUAUUUUAUAAUAAGUUUUAUGGACAUCUGAUGACAAAUAUCUAG